UGUAAAUGACAUGCUGAAGGAGAAAGAACACGGCUGUGUUCGGCAGUGGCGCGAAUAAGUAAAUUAGGACAUGGACUGCGGCUCCACGAGCGCCUCGCGUGCGUGCAGAUACUGACCCGGGAACUGUCUUCAGGAGAUAAAAGCCCGUGGAUCACGCUGCUUUCUGUUUGUCCCACGGACACGUAUCGACUGUGCUACACUAUCAGGGACGAGGCCACAGACACACACACAGCACGGCGUCCAGCUCUAGCGCGAGAUGGUCACGUCUACUCUGGGGCUCGUCAUUCUGUCUGUCUGUCUUCAGCUGUGUGGAUUCGCGCGCGGUUCCCAGCCAGAAUGUGAGCAGUCUCAGUUCCAGUGUGGGAACGGCCGGUGCAUCCCGUCUGUGUGGCAGUGCGACGGUGACCUGGACUGCUCGGACGGGAGCGACGAGACGUCCUGCGUGAGGAAGACCUGUGCGGAGGUGGACUACGUCUGCCGCAGUGGCCAGUGCAUUCCCAAGAGAUGGCAGUGCGACGGGGAACCAGACUGUGAGGACGGCUCAGAUGAGAGCAUUGAAAUGUGCCACACGAGGACCUGCCGAGUGAACGAGUUCAGCUGUGGCAUCGGCUCCACGCAGUGCAUUCCAGUCUUCUGGAAGUGUGACGGUGAGAAAGACUGCGACAACGGAGAGGACGAGGUUAAUUGUGGGAACAUUACAUGCUCUCCUCUGGAGUUCACCUGUGCCAGUGGCCGCUGUGUUUCUCGUAAUUUCCUCUGUAAUGGUGAGGACGACUGCGGGGACGGCAGCGACGAACAGGACUGUGCUCCUGCCUCCUGCGGCCCGAGUGAAGUCCCGUGCGGGAAUAAUACCUGCAUUCCUCGGAGCUGGCUGUGCGAUGACGAUGUGGACUGCCAGGACCAAUCAGACGAGUCGCCAGAGCGUUGCGGACGCAACCCCACACCGCCGGCUAAGUGUUCGCCCAACGAGAUGCAGUGUGGCUCUGGGGAAUGCAUACACAGGAAGUGGCGCUGUGACGGGGAUCCAGACUGCAAGGACGGCAGCGACGAGAAAAACUGCUCUGCCCGUACCUGCAGACCCGACCAGUUCAAGUGUGAUGACGGCAGCUGUGUCCAUGGCACCCGACAGUGCAACGGAUUCAGAGAUUGUGCUGACGGCACGGAUGAAGUCAACUGCAAAAACCUAACUCAGUGUAAAGGUCCUGACCAGUUCAAGUGUCGGAGUGGAGAGUGUAUUGAGAUGAGUAAAGUGUGUAAUAAGGUCCGUGACUGUGCUGACUGGAGUGAUGAACCCAUCAAAGAGUGCAAUAUGAACGAAUGCCUAAUCAAUAAUGGAGGCUGUUCGCACCUCUGCCUUGACCUGACGAUUGGCUACAAGUGUGACUGCACACUAGGACUCCAGCUCAUCGAUCGCAAGACCUGUGGUGAUGUCAAUGAGUGCCUCAACCCUGGUAUAUGCAGUCAAAUAUGUAUAAAUCUCAAAGGCGGAUACAAAUGUGAAUGUCACAAUGGCUACCAGAUGGACCCCACGACUGGAGUAUGCAAGGCUGUAGGUAAAGAGCCCUGUCUUAUUUUUACCAAUCGAAGAGACAUCCGUAAACUAGGACUGGAGCGGCGUGAAUAUACUCAGAUUGUGGAGCAGCUGCGGAACACAGUAGCUGUAGAUGCGGACUUCGUUCAGCAGACGAUAUUCUGGGCUGACAUGGGGCAGAAGGCGAUUUUUAGCACAGUAUUGGAUAAGCAGGAGGCAAGUCAUAUGAAAGUGAUUGACAACAUUCAGAUGCCUGUUGGGAUUGCAGUGGACUGGAUUUACAAAAACAUAUAUUGGUCAGACCUGGGCAGUAAGAGUAUAGCAGUGGCCAACUUCAAUGGGACCAAGAGGAAGGUACUCUUUAACAGCGGCCUGAAAGAACCAGCCUCUAUUGCUGUAGAUCCUCUAUCAGGGUUCCUGUAUUGGUCAGACUGGGGCGAACCAGCUAAAAUUGAGAAGUCUGGUAUGAAUGGGAUUGACAGACAGGUCCUGGUAGAGACAGACAUUCAGUGGCCCAAUGGAAUCACUCUCGAUCUGAUCAAGGGCCGACUCUACUGGGUGGAUUCGAAGCUGCACAUGCUUUGUAGUGUAGACUUGAAUGGAGACAACCGCCGGAAGGUUCUGCAGUCACCAGACUACCUGGCCCACCCUUUUGCCCUUACUGUUUUUGAGGAUCGAGUGUUCUGGACAGACGGUGAGAAUGAGGCAAUCUAUGGUGCAAACAAGUACACAGGAUCUGAAGUAACUCUGCUGGCCAGCAACCUCAAUGAACCCCAAGACAUCAUUGUGUACCAUGAGCUAAUUCAGCUGUCUGGGACCAACUGGUGUAAUGAGAAGUUGGAGAACGGAGGCUGUUCCUUCAUGUGCCUGCCAGCUCCACAAGUUAACAAACAUUCCCCUAAAUUCACCUGCGUUUGUCCUCAAGGUCAAACCCUCGGCUCAGAUGGCUUGCACUGCAGACCAGAGGCACCUACUGCCGUCCCCCGAGAUGUAGGGAGGGUGACCCCUCACCCCAGUCACCCUAAAGCAUCUGCAAUGCCGAAGGUUUCCUCUGAACCAGUUUGGGCUGAAGGAAACAUAAGCACCUCUAUACAUGAAGUAAAUUCAUCAGCCAAAGGAUCUGCUGCUGCCUGGGCUAUUCUACCUGUGUUGUUAUUGGCCAUGGCUGCAGCGGGUGGUUACUUAAUGUGGCGCAACUGGCAGAUCAAAAAUAAGAAGAGCAUGAACUUCGAUAAUCCAGUAUAUCUGAAGACCACAGAGGAAGACCUCAAUAUCAAUAUCAGCAGACACGGCGCUUCUGUAGGCCACACGUACCCUGCUAUUUCGAUGGUUAACACAGAAGACGACUUGUCAUAACCCAAGCUCCCACAAUGCUCUGGUUUAUUUACUAGCCACUUGGCACCAAUGGCAACUGCUGCCGUUUCAGCGGGUUUCACAACCAGCUGCCUUCUGAAGUGCAUUUCCAAGUUUGUUUUUGUUCGGUUUUUUUUCUCUCCAAUAAGAGGAUGUCAUUUCUGAUACGAGAAAGUAUGUGCACACUGCUCAUGCUGAGUGCGCUCCAAAAGCACCAAGCAAUUCUGAGGGUCUGGGUUUUUACCUUCACGUACACCAUUAACAGCCCCAAAAUGAUUCAACAGCCUUAAUUAAGAAUGACGGCAUAGUUGGAGACCCAGAAGACCGAUUAGAUGGCCACUAGAGCAUGUGGAUGCCUGAAAUAUUUAAAUGAAAAUGCAUAUUUUAGAUGACCAUAUCUUUAAAGAGUAAGUUUCUUUCUUUCUGUUUUACUAAUGGACAUUGUUUCCCAGAGAUGCAUUAUUAUAAAGCUUUGCGUGUCUUUCUGGGUUUGAAAAACUCUAUAGGGAAAAGUGCUGUUACAACAUUUGUAAAACAUUGUGUACAUGUAUCCCUCUCUGGAAAACAUAAUCAGGAUUCCUCAAGCACUUUGAUCAAAUGUUCCUCUGUAAAUAAGAUUGUAUACAUUUGACUGAGACAAUUUUGCUAUGGUUGGGCACUGUACCAGGGUAAAGGAUAAUGUAUUUAAAAAAUGAAGUUUGUUAAAACUAUUUUGUAUGUUUGUGUGCUGUUCCUGUGACCUUUUUAUAGCAGUGUGCUGGGGGACAUGAUGCUCUGUAUUGUGAAAAGGAAACAUUUGCAAAUGUGAAAUAAAAUUGAAGUUUAAAAGUUUA
Messenger RNA from Carassius gibelio (silver crucian carp), 3717 nucleotides. Its product is annotated as very low-density lipoprotein receptor. Bases 257 to 2887 code for a protein of 876 amino acids. Gene Ontology annotation, molecular function: protein binding; calcium ion binding. Lineage: Eukaryota; Metazoa; Chordata; Actinopteri; Cypriniformes; Cyprinidae. The record is from RefSeq and is a predicted model, not a curated record. The transcript has 20 exons.